GUUUAUUUAUUUACUCCGCAGGGCAGCAGUGGAAUGCACGUGCGAAAAUGGCGGGAUUUGGGAAUGGCUGUCCCACUACACUAAAGCUUUGGGCUAUGAUGGAAGCCUCUUUUCUCAUUUUGCAAGUAUUAACAAUAUUCUGUGGAUCAGCCAACUCAUAUACUCCCGAAAAUUCGUUGAAUGUGCCACAACUUCUGCUUCCUAAUGCGGCAACAAACACUAUCCCGACGAACUAUACUCUGAGGGCAAUGAAAGGGUGCUUGCAUUGGUCAUCUUCAAAGCCCGAUAUUGCCAAAGUUAUUCAGCUGCCUGACAAAGAUUCUUGUCCUACUGAUCGAAUCUUUUCUCAAAGUAAUGUAGAGACUGAUAGGAAUGGUUGUUCAAGAUCAGCUUUAGUAAUUGUCACUUCAACAAGCAAGGAGAAAGAGACUGCCAUUAUCACAGCUGAAGAUGAAUCAACUGGAAUUAUGCUACGAUGUGAUGUAUUUGUUGACACCAUACACAGGAUUGAGAUUGCAACAACAACAAGAGAACUACUUUUAGGAGAAGCUCCUGAAGUUUUUGAUGUAUAUGGUUAUGACGAAGAAGGAAACUUGUUUUCUUCUCUGGGCAGUACAGUUUUUGAAUGGCAUUUAUCACCUUCUACUGUUAGUGAAGUUGUUGACCCAGCAACAGUCUUGAGAUUUCUGCAGUUUCAAGAUACUUCUUAUGACACAGAACCAGAAAUACAAAUUCUUGAAGAAAAGGGACUUCAAGGAAGUAGUGUCAUAAUGGAGGGUAUAAACACUGGAGAGGCUUUUGUUAGUGCAAAGCUAGCCCAUGCGGAGUACAAGCACGUUUCUCCUUCAACAGUUAAAUUGAUGGUGAUUGAUAACAUCGUACUUCAACCAUCAAAAGACAUGUAUAUUUUGAUUGGCACCAAAGUGUUUUACAAGGUCAAGCAACUCAGACGAGGACAUGCAAAAGAAAUUCAGAUGCCAUCGUCGCAGUACCGUUUACAAUUGGACAAAGAUGAGAUUGCAGAAUUAAACCAUGCCGACUCGAGCAUCACUGGUUUACGCCUUGGAUCUGUCAAGGUCCUUUUGAUUGAUAACAAUGUUGCUCAUACGAAGUCACUCAGACAGCCUUCAGCCACGAUUCACGUUGUCGAGCCUGAGUCACUCGGAUUUGCUAUUGCGCCUGGCAAUUCAUGGGUGCUUCAAACUGGCAAGGAAUAUGUCAUCAACGUCGAAGUGUUCGAUGCACAAAAGCACAAGAUCCUAAUAACAGAUAAUACGGUUAUGACUUCAAUGCUUGAAGAAGAAUUUGUUGGAAUGAAAUUCAAGUCUGCAAAUAACUCAUAUCACCGCAUCAAAGCCCUUAAAAAAGGAAAAACAGUUGUCAAUGCCACGCUUUAUGGUGUUAAGGCCGAAAAUGGCACAGAAAUCAAGUUGAAAAAACCGAUUUUUGGUGAAAAGAUUAUCGAAAUUUUUGACGAGAUCAAGGUGGAACCCAGUUUGGUCAUCUUCCCCUGGGAUCCCAAUGCAGAAUCUAUUUAUAACAUUCAGCUAAAGGCUACUGGUGGUAGCGGAGCUUAUCAGUGGGCCUCGCAGAAUUAUUCAGUCUGUACAGUAACAAACAAGGGGUUGGCAAAAACAGAAGGUCCACUUGGAACGUCAGUUAUAAAGGCCAGUGAUAAAAGGAACAAUAUGCAUUUUGGACUGUCCAAGGUUUUCGUCCUCCCACCAGAGGAAAUGCAUUUCAUUGCAACAAAGGUAGAAGCGGAAAUCGGUCAAGUACUGGAGUUGCCUUUGUCUGUCUCGGCUUACGUGAAUGUGGACGGUAAAAGGAUUUUAAAGACCUUUCAAGACUGCAGAAAGCUCUCUCUCGCCAAAUCGCUUUCUGUUGAAUCAGUCUUUGCCAUUGACAGAAUAGACGAAAGUCGCUCCUCUCAGGAAGGCUCUUGCUUAGUGAUCAAGCUCAAAGCACUGAAGAGUGGGUUUGCAACGCUAACUGUUUCCCAUGAUGCAAAUGGCGUGGUCAUCAAAGCAAGCAUUACUGUUGGCGCAUAUUCACCACUAGUUGUUGUGCACCCAAAAGAUUUUGCCAGUGUUACUCUUGGAUCAAGUGAGAUAGUCACACUGGCUGGUGGACCUCGACCUUGGAUUUUGGAUUCAAGUGGAUUUUAUGAAUAUUUAUCUGCUGAAGAGGACGAGUUUGUUUCAAUACAACCAUUAAAGCAAACAGAUGUAUCUGCAUUUAAAGAGAAAGCGGAUGAUGUCCAUUAUUUCCAAGUCACGUGCAAGCAGCUGACCGAAAUGCAGAUUUUGUCCGGACAAGUUGGAAAUAAGCCCACUGCUAAAAAUCAGUACCCAGCAAGUGCCAUAACAGAACUCAGAUUUUUAUGCAGUCCACCCGGUUCCUUGUCUUUGCAACCAGACAUUCUCUUGCCUGUCAUUGCUGGCCAGCAAAUGACUUUGGAGACUUGCAAAGAUACUAACAAACUUAUUCCUGUUCUCAAUAAACGUGAGCUAGUCAUUCUUCUUAUGGUUCGCGAUCAGAAUGGACAAAUAUUUGCGAAUGCCUCAUCCCUGGACAUCGUAUGGACUUCAAGUGACAGAAAUUUGGCCGAGAUUUCCCAGCAAACAUCGCUGAGCUACAGUAUUAAAAGCAAUACAACUGUUUCCGCCACGCAGAUGGUUGUUUUGUCCGGGAAGACCGGGCCUGUAGUUAUCAAUGCGAAAGUUUCAGGCUAUCGUGAAGUUGCAUUGUAUGCCAUUGGCUAUUAUGAGGACGAUGCAAAGGCCAAAAUCAACCCUCCAAUAGUCGGAAGUCUGGGUCUUCUGCUUGUGAACGAACGGGUUAUAGUACCUCAGAGUCUGGUCAUCUUUGCUCACCCAGAAAACAAGGCCCAUUUGAAAAUGAAAUAUGGCUCGCAUCAUCACCGAGUGAGAAGCAAUGGAGAUCACUUUGCUUCGAUUCAAAACAUGAAUUCAGAAUUAACGAUCACUCCACGUGCUCCUGGGAAACUCGUUUUGAUGGUCGAUGACGUAUGCUUGGAUGCAGAGGCUCCUGCUACUGCCCACAUUACGCUGGCUGAUAUAUUCAGCUUGCAUGUUGUUGUUGCUGAUAAGGUUGGUCUUCAUGAAACGAUCAAAGCCAUAGUCCAGAUUAAGGACAGCGAAGGGAACUUCCUAAGCUUCAAUUCGAUGAAGUUAAUGACAUUGACCCCGAAGUUCUCACAUGACCUUAUCAAAAUCAAAGCUGAUGACCCAGAAACGGAUGGGGUGUUUUCGGACAAGGCAAUAUUCACUUUAGAGGGGACCGCUGUUGGAGUGACCAGUUUGACAUUUGAUGCCACUAAAGCCAAUAAGAUAAGAAUAGCAAGCAAGCCAAAGGACAUACAGGUGUUCCCACCACUUGAGCUGGAACCUAAGCAUAUUGUCCUGAUUGCUGGAGCAACAUUCCAGGUUCACAGUACUGGAGGACCUAGGCCUGAAUCCACUACUGUUUUUGAUGUAGCCAAUGCUUCAGUUGCCAAUGUGAGCAGCACGGGAAUAAUCCAUGCGCUAACCCCUGGAAACACUACCCUUGUUGGCAUGGCCCAGGGGUUUGAUCCCAGCACAGGAAAGCAGAUCAUAUACUCAAAGGCCUAUGUGACAAUUGAAGUGGUGCGACUGACUGGCUUCAAGAUCCACCUCACGACAAGAAUUCUAGCAACCGGUAGUCAGGUUGGCAUGUAUGCAGUUGGCCUUACAGAUCAAGGACCAUUCACCUUUGCAAGCUCACAUCCAUUUAUUAAAUUUCAUUGGUCAUGUGGAAAUAAUGACAUAGCUGUUCUCAAAUCAGUUUACGAGCUGACUGGCCUAACUACAGAAAAUGAAAGAGAUUUCCGGGUCACCUUGAGCACCAAGAAAGCGGGGGAAACCAUUGUGAGGCUUAAGGUGGAUCUGCCAGUCUUACAUGCAGAAAAGAUAGCACUUCCGCAUGCAGUGCUUGAAGAUGAGAUUCAAAUCCAGGUAUAUGAAGGCUUAAAAGUUGUCUUUCCUGAAAAUGGGAGACUUCUGUUGCCACCGAAUGCUGAAACUAGAAUAGAGACGAACAAAAAUGGACUUACUCGCUUGAGUUAUGACGUAAUCAAAGAAUGCCCCAGUCCCAAAACAGCUGCAGGGGUAGUGGAGGUAUCACAGGAUGGCAUUAUCAAAACGACAUCAUCAUCAGGAAUGGCGUUGGUCAAAAUUACCUCUCACGAAGACUUUGGGCUGAAUGAAACAGCCAUAAUCAACGUCGAGGUCAAAGCUGUGUCAUCGAUUACCUUGAAAUCUUUGAGCUCACUAACGGCAUCCAGGGAUAAUUUCCAUUCAUUUCCUGUUGGAUACAGAGCAGAUUUCGUUGUUACUCUUCACGAUAACGUAGGAAGGAAAUUCGACGCUUUGACGUCACAAUUAAGACACAGGCUACAGAGGAAUGAUAUAUCUAACGUUCUACCAGAUGUUUCAAAAGGAAUUUAUACAAUUACGGCAGUUAAAGUUGGUUUUACUAUUUUCAAGAUUUGGGACGAGAACAACGCCGAUGUAGCUGACUAUAUCAGAAUCCGAGCUGCUAAUGCCAUCCAGCCGCCCCAGGCCUCUGUCUAUCAAGGUGGCAUGGUCUGCUUCAAGUCAACCGUCAAUGCUCCAAAAGGCUCGUCUGUCACGUGGUCAAGCUCAAAUAUCGAUGUGAUAGAUAUCAAUGCCAAGACAGGCUAUGGUUUCGCCAAAUCACCUGGCAUUGCCACAAUUUAUGCAAACCAUGGAAAUUUUGUGACCCAUGUCGAGGUCAAUGCUCAGAAAACGACUUCAGUUGAGUUGAUACAGGGUAAAAUUGGCUUCAUCUCCAAUUUUGGAAAGAAAGUAUACGAUUUCCCAAUAGCAGUCAAAGGCUCCGGAAGGUCUUCUAUCAAUCUUUGUUCAAAUUCAUUAGUUUACGACCAUGCCUCUAAAAUUCCAUUCACGUGUACUUUGUCAACAAUUGAUGAAGGAGUCCCUGUUUCACUCGAUACAUUGUUCAGCGUAACUUCAAAAUAUGUGAAUGGUGAACCUUUUUGUGAAGUUGUGCCAAACGAGCUUAACAGAAGAGACAUGAAACUUCUCAGCGCAAAAGAAACAAAAUUGCUGCUGCAAGCAUCUCUCACGGGAGAGGAACCACUAGCAACCUCGUUGAAACUUCGGUUUAUUCCUGCGUUUCAUAUCAAUAAAAAAGAAAUAGAGUUAUCAUCAUCAAAUCCGCAGGAUGUUAUUACCAUAAACGGCGUGGAAUCUCACCUCAACACUUUAAAGGUGCAUUCAAGUUUGUCCAAUGUCGUGCAUAUCUUGCCACUGGACAGGGAACUCGGCGAAUCUCGUGUUGAGUAUCAGUUGAGCCUUGUUAGAAAGUCUGAUUUACCUGCCAAUGAAGUUUAUUUUGUUAUUGAAAGUAGUGUCACGGGACAGAGGGAAGAAAUACUAGUGGGAAUCAAAGUAGGGAAAAAGGUGGAACAGCCCCAGUGUAUUCCUCAAGCUGCAAGCACUGUAGAUGAAGGCUCUAUUUCAGGUGAAAAACAGUCAAUAUUUUAUGAACAAAGGCUCUGGAUGAUAUGGUAUACCAUAAUCAUAGCGACUGUUAUCCUGUUAAUAUGCGUGUAUCACAACUGGAUGACUCGUCGGCAGUACAGGAGCACUCAUGCAUUGAGUCCGGCUUUUCAUUCUGCACCACCACCUUAUCAGGUGGUACCUGGGCACGGGUCACCUUUUCAAACAUGGACUCCAACGCACACGCACGACAGUCCACACUCGCCACCUUCUGAAAGACGACCACAUUCUGCUUAUAAGGAUCCACUGAAAACGACACCAGGAAACAGGACCUUGUUUAGUGUGGGCCAGUGAUGUGCCCUGGUCUUUAAUUUGGCUCUCGUGACGACUGGCCUCUAUUCUAAUACAGUUCGAGAUUUCCUAUCCGAGGUUACAUGAUUUCACAUGGAGCUGUGGGCUGUGUCUCAAGAUGUCAUAACUUUGUCAUAAGAUUGUGUUUUUCUUAACAGAACUUUAAUUUUUUUAAGGUGAACAUUUUUGUUGGUAUAUAAAUGAAAGAUCAUGUGAAUGAAAAGACAGAAAAUUUGUUAUUAGUCAUCUUGUAUUUAUUUAAUUAUCAUACUCUCAAAGUGUUUGAGAUUUUGUUACAA
Molecule: messenger RNA, 6178 nt
Organism: Rhopilema esculentum
Lineage: Eukaryota; Metazoa; Cnidaria; Scyphozoa; Rhizostomeae; Rhizostomatidae
Product: nuclear pore membrane glycoprotein 210
Cellular component (GO): nuclear pore
Source: RefSeq, a predicted model, not a curated record